Messenger RNA from Manduca sexta (tobacco hornworm), 402 nucleotides. RefSeq lists its product as uncharacterized. Lineage: Eukaryota; Metazoa; Arthropoda; Insecta; Lepidoptera; Sphingidae. The coding region runs from base 118 to 402 and encodes 94 amino acids. The record is from RefSeq and is a predicted model, not a curated record. The transcript has 4 exons.
UUGGCGCUCGACAUCACGCACACGCAAACUCCCGUUUGCAGUUCACUUCACUUCAUAAAUGUUCGAUCUCUUUCAACUACGUCGAGGCUUGUGCUUUCUGGGAUUACGCUUUUCGACAUGGCUCUGAGCGUUGCGCUACCUCUGGCUGGCUUGGAGACAGAUAAUUUUAACUCGUUCAGCUCGUUCGGGCAUAUAAUCGAGAUAGCGGGCCUGUCUCAGUCGCAGUCAAGCCCCAGCCCGUCCGUCUCCAGUGAAUCUAGCGGUAUCGGUUCGCUGGGAUCGCUCAAGUCGGAAUCGGUGAACAGUGACUCCCUGCCAUCUAGUCCUCAGACAACAGAGAAGAAAAUAUUUGAACCGGUUGUGCAACCAUGUCAAGUGUCUUGUUUUGCUGAAGUGAAGUAA